This is a messenger RNA of Melospiza melodia melodia, 2395 nucleotides long. RefSeq names its product solute carrier family 24 member 5 (gene SLC24A5). The coding region runs from base 1 to 1479 and encodes 492 amino acids. Gene Ontology annotation, cellular component: trans-Golgi network; membrane. Gene Ontology annotation, biological process: intracellular calcium ion homeostasis; calcium ion transmembrane transport; melanocyte differentiation. Gene Ontology annotation, molecular function: calcium, potassium:sodium antiporter activity; calcium channel activity. The record is from RefSeq and is a predicted model, not a curated record. The transcript is spliced from 9 exons. Lineage: Eukaryota; Metazoa; Chordata; Aves; Passeriformes; Passerellidae.
AUGCGGGCGGGCGCGCGGCGGCGCGCGGCGCUGGUGGUGCUGGCGGCGCUCGCGGCCUGGGGCGCGCGGGCCCAGCGCCCCGGGGACCCCGCGGAAAACGGGACGCGUUGCAUCCUCUCGUCUUCAUCGGAGUUUCCUGAAGGAUUUUUCACACCGCAGGAGAGGAAGGAUGGAGGAAUCGUUAUCUACUUCAUAAUUAUACUGUACAUGUUUCUGGCCGUGUCCAUUGUGUGCGAUGAUUACUUCCUACCUUCCCUAGAGAUCAUCAGUGAAUGCCUUGGCCUCUCACAGGAUGUAGCUGGAGCCACUUUCAUGGCUGCUGGAAGCUCUGCUCCAGAGCUUGUCACUGCUUUUCUAGGAGCUUUUGUGACAAAGGGAGAUAUCGGGGUCAGCACCAUCCUUGGAUCAGCAAUAUAUAAUCUUCUUGGUAUUUCUGCAGCUUGUGGGCUGUUUUCCAGUGUGGUUUCCAGGCUGUCCUGUUGGCCGCUGUUCAGAGACUGCCUGGCAUAUACCAUCAGUGCAGCAGCCGUCCUUGCCAUGAUAUCUGACAGCAGAAUUUACUGGUAUGAAAGUGCAUCCCUAUUAUUGAUAUAUGGGUGUUAUAUUCUGGUACUAUGUUUUGACAUUAAAAUCAACCAAUACCUCAUGAAAAAGUUCAGUCCCUGCUGCACGUGUUUUACAAAAGCCAUGGAAGAGAGCACGGAGCAGCAGCCACUGGUUGGAUGGAGGGACGAGAGUGGACCUCUCAUUCGCCAGCAGUCAAGGACAGACAGCGGCAUUUUUCAAGAUGAGCUGGACUACUCUCAACUUUCCACAAGCUUACACGGGCUCGAUGAAAUCUCUGAAGAUCAUCCAAAUGUCUUUACCAUGCCUGAAGCAGAUAUGAAGAGAAUUUUGUGGGUGUUAUCCCUUCCUAUUAUCACACUACUCUAUUUAACUAUCCCAGAUUGCAGAAGACAGUUUUGGAGGAACUGGUUCAUGGUGACAUUUUUAAUUUCAGCAGCAUGGAUUUCUGCAAUAACUUAUGUUCUUGUAUGGAUGGUAACAAUAGCAGGUGAAACGCUGGGAAUCCCAGAGUCAGUCAUGGGUCUCACCCUACUGGCAGCAGGAACCAGUGUACCAGAUACAGUUGCAAGUGUGCUGGUGGCUCGAAAAGGAAAUGGAGAUAUGGCUAUGUCUAACAUCGUAGGAUCCAAUGUAUUUGAUAUGCUCUGUUUGGGAAUACCCUGGUUUAUAAAAACUGCCUUCAUAAAUACAUCAGGACCCAUAGAAGUGAACAGCAGUGGUCUGACAUACACAGCCAUUUCUCUUAUCUGUUCUGUUGGUUUCAUUUUUCUGGCAGUUCACCUGAAUGGCUGGAAAAUAGAUAAAAAAUUGGGGACAAUUUGUCUUGUCCUAUACUUAGUAUUUACUGUAUUAUCAAUUUUAUAUGAACUUGGCAUCAUAGGAAACAAUCCUACAAGGGUCUGUGGUAACUAGUUUUAAUCAGUGAUUAUGCUGAUGAAAAAAAUAAAAGCAGGAGAAAAAACCCCAGUUUCUUCAUUUAGUCAAAAUAAAAUUUCAAAAAACAACUCCAAACUCCCAUUGGGCUCUAAAUCUUAUAUACAGAACUAAGUCAUAUCAUUAAAGUAAUAUUAAGUAGAACAAAAACAUCACAGCCUAACUGGAGCCCUUUCUUUUAGAGUCAAGAAUUACAGUAUGACUACAACGCACAUAUAAAACCAAAAUUCUGAAAAAGACAUCUACUUCUUACAUUACAAUGUUGAUACACACAUUUGGCGGGGAAAAAAAAAAUCAGAAAACACUAAAUAAAUCCCACUAUGCAAUCUGGAGAUUAACAGAGAAAAUGGCUUAUUUUAUUAAAAACAGUAUAACCAUUCAUUUAAACUGAAUGACUAGAGACACUUGGCCUAAUUUUCCAAAGGCACUGAGCAUCCAAAGCAUCCCCAGUCUAUAGGGACCUGCAGGUGCUCAGUGCCUCUAAAAAAAACAACAAAAAUCAGGCGAAUUGUCUUUAAAAACCAAACAUAGUAAGAUUCAGUUAACAAGUAUCACAGUAUAUUAAACACUAUACUGUUAAAGGCUGGUGGGAUUUAAAAGUUCCUUUUUACAGCUUUUGUAAGCAUACAAUGUUACUAAAAAUGACUUACUAAGACAGAGAAGCUAAACAGACAUAGGAAUGUUCCUGAACACACAGUUUUAAAUUAUGCAUUGCGAUCCAAGCGGACAUCAAUUUCUCUGCCACUGAUUUUUAUGCCGUUCAUUAUCCUACAGGCCUUUUCAGCAGAUUCUGGUGAGUCAAAUCUGACUGUUCCACAGCCCUUUGAUUUUCCAUUCUCCAUUUUUAUUUCUGCAAACAUUACAUGACCUGAAUAAAUAAGUUAAACAGCAGUUA